AUGUCCACCGGACGCACAGAGGAAGCCGCCGGGAGCGGGGAGACGGUGUGCGUGACGGGCGCCGGCGGGUACAUCGCCUCGUGGCUCGUCAAGCUCCUCCUCUCCCGCGGCUACACCGUCCACGGCACCGUCCGCGACCUCACGAGAAAUGCUGGGUCCUGCUGUUACUGGCACCAUAAAUGUACUCAAGGCUGCCUCUGCUGCAAAUGCCGUCGAGCGGUCGUCGUUUCAUCCAUGGUUGCCGUUGAGGUCAACCCGAAAGAUUGGCCCAAAGACAAGAUCAAAGAUGAGGGUUGCUGGUCAGAUGAUAAAGAAUUCUGCAGGAAUGAUGAGAACUGGUAUUCUGUUGCCAAGAUUUCAUCAGAAGAGGCUGCACUUGAAUAUGCGAAGCAAACCGGGCUGGAUGUUGUAACUGUCAACCCAACUCUGGCGUGCGGCAGGCGACGGCGCGACGAUUCAAGCGGAGUGCGGAGGCGCAGAGCAUGGCAGCAAGCUGCAGCGCCGCCAGCUGCCGCCACAACCCGCAACCGGCAAGCCCCCAGUGGGCAAGGGCCAGGGGCACGACGCGCACGGCCGCAGGGGAUGGCGGGCCGGUGGCCUUGGCGGCUCUGCGGCAGCAUUGGGGGCGGGCAGAGCUGCAGCGGCAUUGCGGUAGGUCUGUCGCGAGAAAUGCUGGGUCCUGCUGUUACUGGCACCAUAAAUGUACUCAAGGCUGCCUCUGCUGCAAAUGCUCGGCGAGUGGUCGUCGUUUCAUCCAUGGUUGCUGUUGAGAUCAACCCGAAAGAUUGGCCCAAAGACAAGAUCAAAGAUGAGAAUUGCUGGUCAGAUAAAGAAUUCUGCAGGAAUGAUGAGAACUGGUAUUCUGUUGCCAAGAUUUCAUCAGAAGAGGCUGCACUUGAAUAUGGGAAACAAACUGGGCUGGAUGUUGUAAGUGUCAACCCAGCUGUGGCCUUUGGUCCUCUUCUGCAGCCAACACUCAACACAAGCUGCCAGUUCCUCGUCUACUUCCUGAAAGGAGGACCUGAUCAAAUGAGGAACAAACUUUGGCACAUUGUUGACGUUCGGGACACUGCUGAUGCUCUUCUGCUGGUCUAUGAGACACCCGAAGCCUCCGGCAGGCACAUCUGUGCUCCUCAUUUCAUCAGCGCCCAUGGCCUGCUGGACAUGCUGAAGAGCAUGUACCCUGAUGAGUACCCUUUCAUUAUUGGGAUAGCUGACUUGAUUUCAAAAAUUGGUAGGGAGAGCAUCUAUGACAUGGACCACCCAGCUCCAAUGCCGUCCGAUAAGAUGAAGAAGCUGGGAUGGAAGGUCAGGCCGCUAAAGGAAACAAUUGCGGAGACCGUCGAGUUCUGCCAGCAGGCUGGGUUUCUCGAGGACCUGGAGGGGACUCCCUGCCGUUUUCCUUCCUUAUACAACAUAAUCUAG
Miscanthus lutarioriparius is the source of this 1425-nucleotide messenger RNA. Lineage: Eukaryota; Viridiplantae; Streptophyta; Magnoliopsida; Poales; Poaceae. The record is from the annotation of a GenBank genome assembly.